Glycine soja is the source of this 1762-nucleotide messenger RNA. RefSeq lists its product as uncharacterized. The record is from RefSeq and is a predicted model, not a curated record. Gene Ontology annotation, cellular component: membrane. Lineage: Eukaryota; Viridiplantae; Streptophyta; Magnoliopsida; Fabales; Fabaceae. Bases 553 to 1515 code for a protein of 320 amino acids. The transcript is spliced from 2 exons.
AUUGUAAAAUAAGGUAAGUUAGGGGUCCCCAUAAAGCUCAAAACAAAACAAAAUAGCAGAAGGGAGGAAUGUGCAUGCAUUAACAUGUAUAUUACUGUGAGCAUUCCCCUUCCCAAUCUCAAACGGCAAAGGUGCCCCCUACAUUUCCUUAUUCUCACAUGAUAUUUUUCCAAUUUGUUAAUCUUGCUUUCUUUUCUCUACCCAUUUUUUUUUUCUUUCCCCCCCUCAUUUUUUCCUUCUUCAACCAGAUUCUAGAAGAAAGAUGUGCCCAUUUCUGCUUACUUAAAUCUCAAACACAAAACCGAAUCUUUGACAACAAUUUCGAGAUUUUCCCACCAACCCACCCCAGCAAAGCACCUGGUCGCUUCAAAGAUUUUAUUUUUAGUUCUUGGGGUGGGGUUUCCACCGUUUUUUCCUUUCACCAUUGGCAUCUGCAGCAUCACUCAAUUGCACAAACAGAAUGGUCAACACUUUAUGGUCACUUUGUGUGGUUUGAACUUGUUAGAUUCUUGGUGGGUUUAGUUUAAUUUUGACUGAACGAAUGAGAUCUUGAUGAGGGUUGGAACCAGUUUCCUUGCACUGCUCUCAUUGUUGCCGUUGCUUCUUUCUCCGCAAUUUUCAAGUGCUCAGCUUCCACCUGACACUGACAUCUCAUCACGCACCCUUGAUGCCAUUCUCCAAGAUUGUGCCUUUAAGGCAUUUUUGAGGCCAAAAACUGGGGUACCCUAUGGUGGCCAAGUUCCCAGAAGCCUAAAUGGAAUUAGAGUUUCAGCAAUGAGGCUUAGGAGUGGUAGUUUGAGGACCAGAGGUGUUGAAAAAUACAAAGAGUUUCAGAUCCCAAUUGGGGUUGUUGAGCAACCUUAUGUGGAGAGGCUUGUUUUGGUGUACCAUAACUUAGGCAAUUGGUCUGAGAAGUUUUACCCUUUGCCUGGUUACACAUAUUUGGCUCCUGUUUUAGGUCUAAUGCCAUAUAGUGGUGCCAAUUUGUCUGCUUCUGAGUUGCCUGAAUUGGACAUAAGAGCUUCUGAUAAGCCAAUUUUGAUCAACUUCCCUCAUGUGAAAUCAGCACCAUUAGGGUCAGUGCCCAAGUGUGUGUACUUUGAUCUACAUGGUUCAGUGCAAUUUGACAUCCUAUUACAUGGGAAUGUUUGUUCAACAGUCCAACAAGGGCACUUCUCAAUUGUUGUGGAGUCUAAUGCCCCUUCCCCAGCACCUGCUGCUGCGGCUGUGGCUGCGGCUGCGGCUGCUGAUGUUAGGAAAAGUGGUAGUGGGAGGAACAAGUCCAAGGUGUGGGUAAUUGUUGCAUCUUUGGUUGGUGGAUGCCUCUUGUUGAUCAUGUUGAGUCUUUUGGUUGCUAAAGUGAGGAGAACAAAACAAGGGAUGAAGAUUCAGCAAUUGGAAUGGGCAGCUGAGAGCAAUGAAACUUUGCAGAUAGCAUCUAUUGGGGGCACCAAAGCACCAUUGGCAGUAGGGACUCGCACAAGACCAACAAUUGAAAAUGAUUACAUACCUUAGAUUUGAGGGAUUCUUGUAGGACCAAUUUUUUUCACUUUUUUGUUUUCUUGUUUGGUGUUGUAAUUUUUGUGUUCAUAAUGAGUUAAAAAAAAUGCUUUCCUUGUCUAAUUGUCUUGUUCAGAAAUUCAGUUUCAUUGGUUUAGUUUGGUAUGAUUUCAAUGAACCUAAAAAGACAAGGUUUUAUAGAGCCCUCAUUUCUCUCAUCUUUGAUCUGUUUGUCAGCUAUGAAUUCCAUUGUGUUGAUUUA